CUGGCCGUACUAGGCUUUCUUGUGCUCAUAUGGCUGUUCAAGCUGCGACGAGCACACAGCUUAUACGCGCUCGAGCAACAGUACGGGUGCGGGAAUGUGGUCAAGGAGAAAUCCUCUCGGCUGGACCUCUUAGGUGUAUCGAAACUGCUCGAAUUCGCCUACCAUUUCCGCCAUAUGACUGCACUCGACUAUACAGAUAAGCUUUUCAAGAGAUAUGGAAAUACCUAUAUGUCUCAGAUUCUGGGUUAUCGCAUUCAUUUCACAUGCGAUCCUGCCAACAUCAAACAUAUACUCUCAACGGGCUUUGCGGAUUAUGACAGCUCCAAGCUGCGUGGCCCCUUGUUCAAUCCCAUAACACCACAUGGCAUCUUCACGGUAGAUGGCCCCGACUGGCGAGUAAUGCGCGACCAGCUGCGUACCCAGCUGUCCAAUAAUCGCAGAAUCUGUGACUUUGCAAUGUUCGAGCAGCAAUUCCAGACCUUCCUUCAGCGUGUACCGCCUGAUGGUCAAAGGUUCGAUAUCCAGGAAUGUUUCAUCAGCCUUGCAAUUGAUAUACAGAGCGGAUUCGCUUUGGGUGACUCGGUCGGCAAGUUGCAUCCCAGUCCCGCGCCGGCGAAGAAGCACUUUGCGGAAGACUUGCAUGUCAUCAAGGAGACUAUUGUUCGUGAUGGCUUCCGAGGCCCUCUGCGCCAUCUUUCGAGGAAACUUGAGUUUCGACAGUCUUGUGUAAGGGCGCGUCGCUUCGUUAUGGAUUAUGCGGAGCGGGAAGUAGCAAAGGGAAUUUCACAAGACAACGCAGAGGGAUACUAUUUUAUGAAGGGCUUGAAUGAAAAAGGAGCAGAUGCUGCUCAGUUGGCAAACCAGACUUUGAGUAUCUUGCUAGCUAACGAUAGCAUUGCUACUACAUUAUCGGGAAUCUUCUUCCUUCUGUCACAGCAUGAGAGAGUAGUGUCAAAACUACGACAAAUUGUCUUGGAGGAAAUAGGACAUAAUCCCCCUACAUACGACCAGCUCACAAAGAUUCCUUACCUCACAUACGUUAUCCAUGAGAGUAAGGAUGUCCUCAGUAUGCGAUUCUUCCCAGCAGCUCCGUUGAAUGCGCGAACUGCAAACAAACACACUGUUCUGCCAUUCGGUGGCGGGCUCGAUGGCAGCAAACCGAUUUUGAUCCGCAAAGACGAUGUCCUCGUCUUCUCUUCCUGGUCUAGCCACCGAUCGGAGGCCAGCUUCGGCUCAAACCCCGAGGAAUUUCGACCCGAGCGAUGGGAAAAGCUGAGCGCCGACGUCGCCGGGUUUAUACCAUUUAACAAGGGCCCUCGAAUUUGUCCCGGACAACGCUACGCUAUGAUCGUCAUUUCUUACAUGGUUGCUCGUCUAAUGCAGACAUUCUCAAACGUAACAGAUUACAAUCCGGGACCGUGGGUUGAGAGGAUAUCGAUGACCCUGGAGAACGACAAUGGUGUAUUGGUUGGGUUGAGUUGAGGUUCUAUGAUAGUAUUGAUGGCUGGCCUUGCUGGCUUAAUUCAG
This is a messenger RNA of Aspergillus uvarum CBS 121591, 1527 nucleotides long. Its product is annotated as cytochrome P450 monooxygenase afumB. Gene Ontology annotation, molecular function: heme binding; monooxygenase activity; oxidoreductase activity, acting on paired donors, with incorporation or reduction of molecular oxygen. NCBI's taxonomy places the organism in Eukaryota, Fungi, Ascomycota, Eurotiomycetes, Eurotiales, Aspergillaceae. The coding region runs from base 175 to 1482 and encodes 435 amino acids. The transcript has 3 exons. The record is from RefSeq and is a predicted model, not a curated record.